Cotesia congregata is the source of this 767-nucleotide messenger RNA. The record is from the annotation of a GenBank genome assembly. Lineage: Eukaryota; Metazoa; Arthropoda; Insecta; Hymenoptera; Braconidae.
AUGGCUGCAUAUACACCGCAGUAUAUGAAUGGACAAUACAACCAACAAGAUGCAGGGCAAGGACAAAGAUUGUUUGCACAGUGGGUGGCGGGCCAUCACAGCUACGGGUCAGCAUAUGGGAUUGGGCCUAAUUACUAUAACCCAUAUUAUCUUAAUGCUUACGGAAACUGGUGGUAUCCACAUCCAUUGCAAUUAUCAGCAGCAAUGCCUUACUUUGCAGCGGCAAGCUACUACCCGCAACUAGUAGCAUCAAGCAAUAACCACCAGCCACCAGCAGCAGCAACGGCAGGUCAAAACCUCCCGCCUCCACUAGCAGCGGCAGGUCAAAACCUCCUGCUCCACCAGCAGCGGCAGGUCAGAACCUCCCAGCACCAGCAGCAGCAGCAGCAGCAGCAGGUCAAAACCUCCCACCAGCAGGAGCAGCGGCAGGUCAGAACCUCCCGGCACCAGCAGCAGCGGCAGGUCAAAACCUCCCGGUACCAGCAGCAGCGGCAGAUCAGAACCUCCCGGUACCAGCAGCAGCGGCAGGUCAGAACCUCCUGGUACCAGCAGCAGCGGCAGGUCAAAACCUUCCACCACCAGCAGCAGCGGCGGGUCAAAACCUUCCGCCUCCACCACCAGCGGCAGGUUAUUAUCCACCACCACCGGCAGCGGAUUCUCCAUGCUGGUAUAACGCUAGCAGAAGGCGUGGUGGUUGGGGGCGUGGACAAGAGCGGCCUUAUGGUCGACGAGGGGAAAGAAAACUAUACAACGUAAGGGUGGGUUGA